AGCUUACGACAACAUUUUCAUAGUCGGAACCUAUUCAGAGCCACUUAAAUCACACGUAAGGUUUUGUAACUAUCAGUCAAUUCAUGACAUCAGCCAUACUGGAUUUAUUUGCAUAUUCCAUUUGAUGUUUGGGAUUUUAAGGAUAUUUUAACAUUUAUCUUAAAUACAUGUUAUGAGAACACAAAUUAGUUAAAAUGGAAAUAUCUGAUAAAGAUUCUGGCGAGAGAAAUUUAUCAUACAUAGUAUCUGAUGAUGAGAAUGACGUCAGUAACGGAAAUAUUUAUCCACGGGAUUUGGCCAAGGAUUCUAGCGAAAUAAUAAAAACUGAGCCUGCAGGUGAAAGUAAGAUUUACAAGCGGCGUUGGUACGUACUGGGAUUGUUCUGUGUGCUGACCUGUACGGAGACAACUGUAUGGAAUACAUGGGGCCCCAUAGCAGCUUCUUGCGAGAAAGCAUUUGGCUGGGAUGUCUCAAUUAUGGCUCUACUGCCGAACUGGUUACCGAUCUCAUUCGUCUUGUCUUCGUUUGUUUUCUCAUGGAUCGUGGAUGUAAAAGGUAUCAGAUUGGCGUGUCUCAUUGCAGCUGGUCUCAUAGCAGUCGGGUCAGGGGUCAGAUGCAUUACGUCAGAACCACCAUAUGUCACGUGGACAGUCAAUAUUGGCCAGUUCUUCAACGGUUUGGGUGGACCAGUUGCCAUGGGAAUAGCGCCAGUGUUGUCGGUAGCCUGGUUUCCUCCGCAUCAGAGGACAACUGCAACAGCCACAGCGACCGCCUUCAACUACCUAGGCGUGGCUGUCGCCUAUCUCGUAGGGCCAUACAUGGUACCAGAGUCGCAGGAAAUCUCAUCGUCUCACAACCAAACUCAGAAGAAUAACAUGAGUGUUUUAUUGAACAAUGCCACAAGUACGGGUAACAAUGAUGAUGUCGAUGAAAUCCAUAGAAUUCGACACGAUAUAAUGAUAAUGCUGUACAUAGAGUGUGGAUGGUGCGUAUUGAUUUUCCUCCUGGUCCUUUUGUAUUUUCCCGCUAAGCCAAAGUUACCACCCAGCAUAUCGGCGUCUGUCGAGCGCCUUGACUUCAAAUCUGGAUUUCGGGCGUUAGUCAGAAACAAGAUGUUCUGGAUGGUUGGACUUACAUAUGGAGUCUCCACUGGCGUACUGGGGAUGUGGGAGGGAGUGCUGGACGUCAACCUUAAACCACAUGGAGUAACUCAGCGUGAAGCAGGCUGGAUAGGUUUCUAUUCUAUUAUUGCCGGAAAUGUUGGAGCAAUCCUAUUUGGCAAAUUUGCAGAUGUGUUUUCCAAACAUAUGAAGACGUUUCUAAUUGGACUUUACAUCGUAGCAACGGCGUCGUUCCUCUGGCUGAAUCUCAUACUGAACGGAGUUAUCGAGAAUUCAUUGAUCCAGAUUUAUGCCUCCAUCAUCAUUGGAACGCUGUGCGUGAAUGCUUCUCCACCAUUGUUCUUUGAGAUGGCGUGUGAGAAUUCCUAUCCAGUCGCUGAAGGCAUCACCAACUUCGCUCUUACCUUACUUUUCAACAUCGCUGGUCUGAUAUUUCUGGCUAUUCAGAUGGUUCCUAACAUCGGAACAACCUGGGAAAACUGGGUCCUACUUGGCUCAAUCGUGGUGUCUCUCCCCGUACUGCUGGCUAUGAAAGACACAUACAACCGACUUAACAUGGACGAAGGCAGUAAUAAAGAUGACCAGCCCGAGAAACAUAUAACGCAAUAACUGUUGCUGCUAUCUUAACCAUGAUUUCUUGCAUUUUUGUUCAUUACGUGUAUAAUAAAUAACAACAUCCACAAUUCUUAAAAUUUGUGAAUUGUAGCAAUUGUGUUUUUUUAAUAAUUUAAAAAUAGAUUCUGAUUAUCGAAUACCCAAUUUAUAAUCUCUCUUUUAAACCCCUGCUUAUACACUGCAUUUUGACUUCGAGCUACCGAGAGUUUAUCACAAAUUGGUAAGUUACUUCCCUUUAUAUUGUGAAUUUAACGUUUAAUCGAGUUUCACGUCUAAAUCUCACGCAAACACUAUAUGAGAAUUUAGACGAAAUUUUAAUUUUAGCACAUUACCAAAAGAUAUUGGCAAAAAUAAACUAGCGUUAUCAUAACUUAUCAUAAUGAUUAUAGCGCUAAAAACGCUUAAAUAUGGUAAACGCUUAAAUAUUUUCUUAUUGUGUAUUCUAUUAUUCUCGCUCUGGCUCCCAAUGGUUAAACUUUUAACAAUAAAAAUGCAGACGAUUCUUCAAUUGAGAAACCUCUGCUUGGUAUUCCG
Messenger RNA from Pecten maximus, 2270 nucleotides. Its product is annotated as solute carrier family 49 member 4-like. Bases 195 to 1730 code for a protein of 511 amino acids. Lineage: Eukaryota; Metazoa; Mollusca; Bivalvia; Pectinida; Pectinidae. Gene Ontology annotation, molecular function: transmembrane transporter activity. Gene Ontology annotation, cellular component: intracellular membrane-bounded organelle; membrane. Gene Ontology annotation, biological process: transmembrane transport. The transcript has 12 exons. The record is from RefSeq and is a predicted model, not a curated record.